This is a messenger RNA of Sparassis crispa, 246 nucleotides long. RefSeq lists its product as hypothetical. The record is from RefSeq and is a predicted model, not a curated record. NCBI's taxonomy places the organism in Eukaryota, Fungi, Basidiomycota, Agaricomycetes, Polyporales, Sparassidaceae. The transcript is spliced from 2 exons. Bases 1 to 246 code for a protein of 81 amino acids.
AUGGAUGAAGGCUUCGAAUCAAUGCGGGUGAAGCCUUACUGGGUCGGGGAAGGAAGCUGGAGCUUCAUACGCUCAUUACGCGCGGACGGAAGGCUUGGAACUAUUCAACACACGACUGCAGAGGGCCACCUGCACUCCGAAGCUUCCAUGGGGCGGAGGUGCUGCGAGUCUGAUCUCCGUGCGAUUCACGAGAUCGUCGCUCGUUGUGGGAAGCUCGAGAAGGUUAGCGUGGAGGAUGUUGAGUAA